Molecule: messenger RNA, 435 nt
Organism: Gongylonema pulchrum
Lineage: Eukaryota; Metazoa; Nematoda; Chromadorea; Rhabditida; Gongylonematidae
Source: the annotation of a GenBank genome assembly
AUGUUUUUGAAAUAUAACACCGAUCUCGGGCCACCAUUUCAUGUUAUUGUGGACACAAAUUUCGUCAAUUUUUCCAUCAAAUAUAGAAUUGAUAUGAUGCAAGGAUUUAUGGACUGUCUCUAUGCAAAAACAAUCCCGUACGUAACGGACUGUGUUGUUGGUGAACUGGAGAAGCUGGGGCAGCGAUGUAAGGUGGCGCUCAAAAUUAUCAAAGAUAGUCGUUUCAAACGUCUGAUAUGUUCACACAAAGGCGUCUAUGCUGAUGAUUGCAUUGUGCAACGUGUCACUCAGCAUAAAUGCUACAUUGUUGCCACCUGUGACAAAGAUUUGAAACGAAGGAUACGCAAAAUUCCCGGUGUACCAAUUAUGUACAUACGACAGCAUCGAUUUUCAAUAGAACGUAUGCCGGAUGCAUACGGCGCACCCGUGAACUAA